Molecule: messenger RNA, 1356 nt
Organism: Colius striatus (speckled mousebird)
Lineage: Eukaryota; Metazoa; Chordata; Aves; Coliiformes; Coliidae
Product: skin secretory protein xP2-like
Exons: 4
Source: RefSeq, a predicted model, not a curated record
AUGGCAUCACAGUGGUUGGGAGAUCUAAAGCUUUCCAGGGACACAUCUGCCACCAUCCUGAGCUCCACCGAGGUCCCCUCUGCUCCAGCUUCACCUGCCCCAGUGCCACCAAAGCCCCUGGGGAGCAGCAGUGCCCAGCCCAGGACUUCACACCCAGAGCCCACACAGCACCCAGAGCUUGCAGAGCACCCAGAGCCUGCAGAGCACCCAGAGCCUGCACAGCACCCAGAGCCCACACAGCACCCAGAGCUUGCAGAGCACCCAGAGCCUGCACAGCACCCAGAGCCUGCAGAGCACCCAGAGCCUGCAGAGCACCCAGAGCUUCACCCAGAGCCUGCACAGCACCCAGAGCUUGCAGAGCACCCAGAGCCUGCACAGCACCCAGAGCCCGCACAGCACCCAAAGCCUGCACAGCAUCCAGAGCCUGCACAGCACCCAGAGCCCGCACAGCACCCAGAGCCUGCACAGCAUCCAGAGCUUGCACAGCACCCAGAGCCUGCACAGCACCCAAAGCCUGCACAGCAUCCAGAGCCUGCACAGCACCCAGAGCCCGCACAGCACCCAGAGCCUGCACAGCAUCCAGAGCUUGCACAGCACCCAGAGCCCACACAGCACCCAGAGCCUGCACAGCAUCCAGAGCCUGCACAGCACCCAGAGCCUGCACAGCACCCAGAGCCUGCACAGCAUCCAGAGCCUGCACAGCACCCAGAGCUUGCAGAGCACCCAGAGCCCACACAGCACCCAGAGCCUGCACAGCACCCAGAGCCUGCACAGCACCCAGAGCUUGCAGAGCACCCAGAGCCUGCACAGCACCCAGAGCCUGCACAGCACCCAGAGCUUGCAGAGCACCCAGAGCUUGCACAGCACCCAGAGCCUGCACAGCACCCAGAGCUUGCAGAGCACCCAGAGCCCACACAGCACCCAGAGCCUGUAGAGCACCCAGAGCCUGCACAGCACCCAGAGCUUGCAGAGCACCCAGAGCCCACACAGCACCCAGAGCCUGCACAGCACCCAGAGCUUGCACAGCACCCAGAGCCUGCACAGCACCCAGAGCCUGCACAGCACCCAGAGCUUGCAGAGCACCCAGAGCCUGCACAGCACCCAGAGCCUGUAGAGCACCCAGAGCCCACACAGCACCCAGAGCCCGCACAGCACCCAGAGCCUGCACAGCACCCAGAGCUUGCACAGCACCCAGAGCCCACACAGCACCCAGAGCUUGCAGAGCACCCAGAGCCCACACAGCACCCAGAGCUUGCACAGCACCCAGAGCCUGCACAGCACCCAGAGCUUGCAGAGCACCCAGAGCCUGCACAGCACCCAGAGCCUGUAGAGCACCCAGAGCCUGCACAGCACCCA